GAGAGAGGAGCUGCUACGCCACAGCCCAGCGGCGGCCAUUCGCGGAAAAAGAGGCAGAGCCUGUGCCAGCUACAGCCUCCUCCGAGCCACCGCGGGCGGGCGGGCGGGCAGGCGGGCGGGACCGGCCUCUCCUCCCGCCUCGCCCCCACCCCCACCCACCUCUAUCCCAGUGUCUCUGUCGGAGGGUUUGUCCUGUUAAUGCGGGAUGAGCGAUCAGAAGAAGGAGGAGGAGGAGGAGGCGGCGGCCGCGGCGAUGGCUACAGAAGGAGGGAAAACCUCUGAGCCAGAGAAUAACAAUAAAAAACCUAAAACCUCAGGCUCCCAGGACUCUCAGCCCUCUCCUCUGGCUUUACUGGCAGCUACUUGCAGCAAAAUAGGGACUCCUGGUGAAAAUCAAGCAACUGGACAACAACAGAUUAUUAUAGAUCCAAGCCAAGGAUUGGUACAGCUUCAAAACCAACCACAACAGCUAGAACUGGUAACAACACAACUUGCUGGAAACGCUUGGCAACUUGUUGCCUCCACUCCUCCUGCUUCAAAAGAAAAUAACGUUUCUCAACCAGCUUCUAGUACUUCUAGUUCUUCCAGCAGUAAUAACGGGAGUGCAUCUCCUACAAAAACUAAAUCAGGUAAUUCUUCCACCCCAGGUCAAUUUCAAGUCAUACAAGUACAAAAUCCCAGUGGUAGUGUACAGUAUCAAGUGAUUCCACAACUUCAGACAGUAGAAGGUCAGCAAAUUCAAAUCAACCCAACUAGUAGCUCAUCUCUACAGGACUUGCAGGGUCAAAUUCAGCUAAUUUCUGCAGGUAAUAAUCAAGCUAUACUCACAGCUGCUAACAGGACAGCUUCUGGGAAUAUUCUUACUCAAAACCUGGCAAAUCAGACAGUUCCAGUCCAAAUUAGACCUGGUGUUUCAAUACCACUGCAAUUACAGACCCUUCCAGGUACUCAGGCUCAAGUUGUAACAACUCUACCAAUUAACAUUGGAGGAGUGACUUUAGCUUUGCCAGUCAUAAACAACGUGACUACUGGAGGAGGGACUGGACAAGUUGGCCAGCCUGCUACUACUACUGAUAGUGGGACUUCCAAUGGGAAUCAGUUAGUUUCCACACCCACAACUACCACUGCUUCAACUAGUACUAUGCCGGAAUCUCCCUCUUCCUCCACUACCUGCACAACCACUGCUUCUACAUCUCUAACUAGCAGUGACACAUUAGUGAGCUCAGCAGAUACGGGCCAGUAUGCAAGCACAUCAGCCAGUAGUUCUGAACGCACCAUUGAAGAAUCGCAAACACCUGCUGCUACCGAGUCUGAAGCCCAGAGCUCCAGCCAGCUUCAGCCCAAUGGGAUACAGAAUGCACAGGAUCAGUCAAAUUCUCUGCAGCAAGUGCAGAUUGUAGGCCAGCCUAUCCUACAACAGAUCCAGAUCCAACAGCCUCAGCAACAGAUUAUUCAGGCUAUUCCACCACAGUCAUUUCAACUCCAGUCAGGGCAGACUAUUCAGACCAUCCAGCAGCAGCCUUUGCAGAAUGUUCAACUUCAAGCAGUAAAUCCGACUCAGGUGCUUAUCAGGGCUCCAACUUUAACACCUUCAGGGCAAAUCAGUUGGCAAACUGUACAGGUUCAGAAUAUUCAGAGUCUUUCAAAUUUGCAAGUUCAGAAUGCUGGGUUAUCCCAACAGUUAACCAUCACCCCAGUGUCUUCAAGUGGUGGCACAACUCUUGCUCAGAUUGCUCCUGUGGCUGUUGCUGGUGCCCCAAUAACUUUGAAUACUGCCCAGCUUGCAUCAGUGCCUAACCUUCAAACAGUGAGCGUUGCCAACCUGGGUGCUGCAGGCGUUCAAGUGCAGGGAGUUCCAGUAACAAUCACUAGUGUUGCAGGUCAGCAGCAAGGACAAGAUGGAGUGAAAGUCCAGCAAGCUACUAUAGCUCCUGUAACGGUGGCAGUUGGAGGAAUUGCUAAUGCAACGAUAGGUGCUGUUAGUCCUGACCAACUCACGCAAGUGCAUUUGCAGCAAGGCCAGCAGACUUCCGAUCAAGAGGUGCAACCUGGCAAGAGGCUUCGAAGAGUUGCUUGUUCGUGUCCUAAUUGUAGGGAAGGAGAAGGAAGGGGCAGUAAUGAACCAGGAAAGAAGAAACAACAUAUCUGCCAUAUUGAAGGGUGUGGGAAAGUUUAUGGCAAAACAUCUCACCUCCGAGCACAUCUCCGCUGGCAUACUGGGGAACGGCCUUUUAUAUGCAACUGGAUGUUUUGUGGCAAAAGAUUCACAAGGAGUGAUGAGCUUCAGAGACAUAGAAGAACCCAUACAGGUGAAAAGAGAUUUGAAUGCCCAGAGUGUUCUAAAAGGUUUAUGCGGAGUGAUCAUCUCUCCAAACAUGUCAAAACACACCAGAAUAAGAAAGGAGGUGGGACAGCUCUUGCCAUUGUUACCUCGGGAGAACUGGACUCAUCUGUUACAGAGGUGCUUGGCUCCCCAAGAAUCGUCACAGUUGCAGCCAUUUCUCAAGAUUCGAAUCCAGCAACUCCCAAUGUUUCAACCAACAUGGAAGAAUUCUGAAAAGUUAUUUAUAACAGAGACCUCUAGUGCUGCACUUAAGUUUACACACCUCUGAAAAUCUGGAAAUGGGCUGGUCAAGUGGAUUAUAGAGUAGGAAAUCAUGUUUUCAUUCUUGGCUUAAGUAUUUUCCAGGGUUUUGUUUCAACACACCAAGUGUUGAAUUAAAAAAAAAAUAGUAAAAGCAAACUGAUGUACUGGAAGCAGAAAAGUAUUUCCUCCAUACUGUAAAUUGUAAUUGUUGGAAGUAUGUCACAUCACCUUUAAACAGAAUCCUCUCCCCUCUUUUAACAUGUGUUGACACAUUUAAAAGGACAAAUCUCAGUAGUUUGCAGGCUAGACAUUAGUUGGACUUUCUUUCUUUGGAAGUACUUUGUUAUAAAUUCAGUCAGUAAUAAUUUAUGCAUAUUUCUUUUUAUAGCACAGAAAACAGAUAGUAAAUUGAUAAUAGGGAAAAUAUAUUUCCAUAGCUGAUUUCGGGAAAAUCAACUCAAAAAUAGUUUUGGCCGUCUUUUCUAAAUGUUAGAAAUUCUUCAGGAGUUGAAUUAGGUAAGUUCCCAAAACAGUCAUCUGAGAUAUGUCUCAGAUCUUUAUUACCACUACAUUAUAGUAGUGUGUAUGCAGACAAUCAGUGAAAUUCAAUUACUUUCUCCAUUUUGGAGACAAAAGCAGAACAUAGAGCUAAAUCUUAGGUUAAAUUUUAGAUUGAAAUCUUAGGCAGAUGCUAGGGGGAAAAAUGGUUAAAAUAGAACUCAUGAUGGCUUCAAAAAAAAUAAAGUGAAGCGACUUAUUAACAUACUAUGCUUUAAAGUUGAUUAUAUUCCUAACCUUAGGUUAAACUACAAAAUUUGAUUUAAAAUGUUUAUAUUGGAAAUACUUGCAUAGAUUAUAAAUCAUUUUGUAGUUUCAUAUUGUGUAAAUAUAAGUUGCAAUGUGCAGAAUUCUUUAUGCUUUGACUUGGUAGCCAAAGAAAGAAUUAUCAUGCUUUUUCAAGGCCAGCAGAAACUUAUUUUUAACUGCAUAGUAGUUUGUUUCCUUUACUAAAAAUUGGUUAGUUACAUUUUGUUUUCAGUAGUGUGUUAGAAGGUUAGUUAAUUUACAUCUCAGUAAUGUCUUUUUGUUAUGUCAAUAACAGAAUUUCCCUAAAAAAACUAGACGGCCUAGCAAAUAUAUAAGAGAUAUUAUGAAGCAAAAAUUAUUUUUGAAAACCCAGAAUACUUUUCACUCAAAUAGUGACUAAAGAAAAAAUAUAUUUCAUUUAUGCAAGGAUCUUAUUAGCAAAGUGUCUUAUUAGGAAAGAUGGCCAAAAGUUUGAUAUAAAAAAAUUGAUUAUUUCAGUAGCUUAAAUCAGUAAUGAUGUUUCAUGUUUAAAAAAAGUAUUUACACAGAAUCACAAUGAAUGAAACUGAUCAUUGAAAACCAGUUUUUACCUGUUUGGUUAUUAACAGAUUGGUGUGGGCACUGUUUGAACAUAGGUACAUGUUUUCUUGUGCUUUCUCUAUUAUUUCAGGAAAAGUACUACUCAUGAGAACUUUCUUCCAAAAUUGUGAUGUUUCUUGUAUUUUGAUGAAGGAGAAAUACUGUAAUGACCACUGUUUACACUAUGCUCACUUUAGGCCAGCCCUUUGUAGCGUUAUAUAAAGCUGAAAGUCUUUUGUGCUUUCAGUUUGUAUAAAAAAGCUUUGAGAUUAAAGGAAAAAAAUUUUUACACUGUGGUUAUAAAUUUCAAGUUUCUUAAAGCUUUUGUAGACUUGUAACAAAGUCUUUAAAUUUUAGUUGGAUUUUGUAAAUUGUUUUGUAUAUUUUAUUUAAUGUACUCUUAACAACUGAUGUAUCUGGCUUUAAAACAUCAGAAUCAGUUUGUUGUUUUGUUUGGUACAGAGGAGCAUUUGGUAGUGUUAAUUUUAAUUUUAUUAUAUAGGAGCUGAAACAUCAAAUAUAUAUUUUAUCAUUAUGCUACACAAUCAGUGCUAUAAAUUUUUUUAUGCAAAGAACUUUCUUAAUGUUUUAAUCAUUUUUUUCUGAGUGACACUUUUGUUGUUAAUAGCAAUUAUGAGCACUCUGCAUUAGGAUUCCAUGAACCUAUGUGUGUUCAUCAGAAAUGCAAGUUAUUUUUUUUAAUCAACAAUGAGGCCUAUUAUAAAUUUAUCAACCUGAAUCUGGAUAGCUUUAUAGCAUAUAAAAUAUAUUAAUUUGUGUUAGCAGGUGCACAUUUCACCCCUGAAAUUAGAAAUAUUUUGACAGUCUAUUCUGCAUACCAUUCUGAACCUACUUUUCUGUCUUACAAGAAUCGUAAAUUUCAAUGUCCUUUAUUUGACGCAGUGGGAUAUAGCUGUUAGAAGUAAUAGGGCACAGAUGUGCAGUAGAGCCUUGUUUAAUGGCAUUUCACUGUUCAUUCCCUUGGCCACCGUUAUAAACUUUUCUUUAUUGUAAUUAUCAGUGCAAAGCUAUGUAUUUAUCAUGGUAGAACUCCAGUGUUAGAAUAGUUUUUUCUUACAGUAUACUUUCUUUGGUUAGGUUUGUGUAUGUGUUGCUGAUUACAUUAGAACUUGAUGUUAAGUCAUUAUUUAUCACACUCUCAUGAGAGCAGUAAUAAAAGUGUGUAAUCUAGGAGAAAAAGUUAAUUUGUCAAACUUAGAUAAGCAUGAGGCUUAGGUCCUAUUUUUCAAUUUUAUAACUGUUUUAUUGCAACAAUAUUUGUAUUUAAGUCUCCCAUUUUAAUGCCUUGUGGUGUUUUUUUAUGCAUGUCACUAAGUUGUCAUCCCACAUAAAUUGAUGUGCAGCAUAGGGUAUUAAAUCUACAUGAUGAUUUUAAAACAGAAAUAGUUGAUGGUAAAAUGUAAAUGUUUUGCAAAAAUUCCUUAUAAAACUUUCGUAGUAACAUUUCACUUGUAAAUUUUUUUUGUAAAAAAGAAAAUGAAGAAAAAAAAAGAUGAAUCAGGAAAACAAAAAACAAAAAAAACCACCCUUGUUUCCCAUAGUCUAGAAUUUAGACAAUUACUCUGCCAGCAAAGCCUCUGGGGCUGUAAUUGACAUUUUUACAGUGCUGAUUUGUAUAAAAUUUGUUUUUUGUGGAUUUGGAAAUAAAAUCAUGUACAAGUUGUUGCCUGCAAUAACAAUUGCAAGUAACCUAUUAAAAAUUCCCUUGAGUUUAACAUGUUUCAUUUAAUUAUGUCUACUAUAAAGCAGCAAUAAAUUGUUUGAACUAUCAACCUU
This is a messenger RNA of Dipodomys spectabilis (banner-tailed kangaroo rat), 5770 nucleotides long. It is a transcript of the gene Sp4, whose product is annotated as Sp4 transcription factor. The record is from RefSeq and is a predicted model, not a curated record. Lineage: Eukaryota; Metazoa; Chordata; Mammalia; Rodentia; Heteromyidae. The coding region runs from base 206 to 2557 and encodes 783 amino acids. The transcript has 6 exons.